GCAGACUGGCUGGCAGCAUGCUGGAGCAGAGGAGCAAGAGAGGAGAUGGACGCACCGGAUGUUUUGUAAUGAGUAGCUCUAUGACGUGUUAGCGUAGUUUUAUUAAAUAUGUAUCCAGUCAGAUUCUGGCUCAUAUUAUAGGAUUUGGUGUAAAUUUAAGCAUCGUAGCCUUUGAGAAGCGACAAGUAACUGAAUGAGGAAACCACUCUGUUUUGCGCGUCCUCGCUUCCUGCUUCGCUCCUAGUUGCAAUUCCGCGGCGCGGAAAAGAAAAGAAAGCAACAAACCGGCAUCAUGGUAGCCGGCGAGCUCGUGCAGGAGCAUCUGCGCGCGGACACCGGCGCACCUGACGACAUCACGGUCGGCAGGAAGACUCCCGAGCUGGAGGGAGCCGCCGAGCGAUGCGCAGAGCCGACAUACGAAGCGGCGCCGACGGGCGGGGCUGGAGAGACAGACCGUGUGCUGGAGCAGGAGAAGGAGGUGCAGCCGGAUGAGAGAGAGGCAAUGCUGCCCAACGGAGGAGGAGGUGAGAAGGAGGAGAAGGAGGGGAAGACGCUCGAGACAAAACUGUACUGGCGCCGGUUCGCUGUGCUGACAGUUUUCAGCCUGUACUCUCUUGUGAACGCCUUCCAGUGGAUCCAGUACAGCAUCAUCACCAACGUGUUCACCAGGUACUACGGGGUCACUACAGACAAGGUGGACUGGCUCUCCAUCGUCUACAUGGUCGCCUACGUGCCGCUCAUCUUCCCGGCCACCUGGCUGCUGGACCGGAAGGGUUUGCGGCUCACGGCCCUGCUGGGCGCCGGCCUCAACUGCGCCGGCGCCUGGCUCAAGUGCGCCAGCGUGAGCCCCGAGCUGUUCGGAGUCACCGUCACCGCGCAGGUCAUCUGCUCCGUGGCGCAGGUGUUCAUCCUCGGCCUGCCUUCCCGCGUUGCCUCGGUGUGGUUUGGACCCAGGGAGGUUUCCACCGCGUGCGCCACGGCGGUGCUGGGGAACCAGUUGGGAACAGCCAUAGGUUUCCUGUUGCCUCCGGUUUUGGUUCCCAACACGCCUGACAAUGUUGAACUGACAGGCCACAACAUCAGCAUCAUGUUCUAUGGCACUGCCACUGUCUCCACGGUCCUCUUCCUCCUUACGGUUAUCGUCAUAAAGGACCGACCUCCUCUCCCUCCCAGUCACGCCCAGGCCAUCCAACCAGACUCUCCUCCAGAGGAUUACUCCUACAAACAGUCCAUCUUGAACCUGAUAAAAAAUAAAGCGUUCAUGCUCCUGCUCGUCAGUUACGGUAUAAUGACUGGUUCCUUCUACUCUGUCUCAACACUUCUCAAUCAGAUGAUCACAACCUGCUAUGAGCACCAGGAGUUGAAUGCUGGGAGAAUUGGUUUGACUCUUGUGGUUGCUGGAAUGGUGGGCUCCAUCCUCUGUGGUCUGUGGCUGGACCACACAAAAACAUACAAGAUAACAACUCUGAUCGUGUACAUAUUGUCGUUUCUGGGCAUGGUGGUCUUCACCUUCACUCUGAACCUCAACAACAUCCAGCUGGUCUUCUUCACUGCUGGAGCACUAGGGUUCUUCAUGACAGGUUACUUGCCUCUGGGCUUUGAGUUUGGGGUGGAGAUCACCUAUCCAGAGUCUGAGGGAACGUCAUCAGGGCUCCUUAAUGCUUUUGCUCAGAUAUUUGGGAUCAUUUUCACUCUGAUUCAGGGAAAACUUACCACAGACUACAAUCCACUGGCUGGAAACCUCUUCCUCUGCGCCUGGAUCUUCCUGGGAAUACUGCUCACUGCCUUAAUUAAGUCAGAACUGAAAAGACACAAUGUCAACAUGGGAGCAGACAGCAACCACUUGCAAGCACUUUCCACUGAGUGCCCUGAAGACCUCCCUUCAGAAAAGACAACAAACGGGUUCAAGCUUGAACCCUCCUUCAGCUUCUCCCGUGAAACAUCUCUGUGACUCUGCCAUGUCACUGGAUCACAGGAAAACUAAGACUGUCUCCCUGCUGCCCUGGGAUACAUGCUGGCACCACACUCUGAGUGAACUGCCUAAAGGUGCAUUCGAUUAUUUAUUGCCAAGCUUCUAGAUAAUUGGAAUGAUGGAGGCUCUGGAUGUGAUUCCAAGUCUAGUCAGGAACAGUUACAAUCUACGGUGGAUUCAAGACAGGCUGGUGAGCAACAAGUCACAGCGGAGCAGCGGUGCCCCCUAAGCUGUUAAAGCUCCCCUGCAGUCGGAUCCAGGGCCCCCAUGCUCUCAAACACUUGCAUUGAAGAUUACCUCCAAUUAACAGAACUUUGGGUUGCAACAUGGAGAAGUAGUUAUGGAUAGGUAAAAGAAGAAUGCAAGCGCUGUGAUGCAGAAAAAAAGCUCCACUGCACUUUAUUACAACUGCCCUGAUUGUGGGCGAAGCUUGGUGUUCCUAGUUUGGUUACUAUAUGUAAAUCGAGUUUAGUGUAAAAGAGGCUGGUAACACAAACUCAAAUUACUAGAUUGCGUUAAAAACUGCUGUAGUUAAAACAGAAUACUUGAUCACUCAUGUUAGCUAGUUUUUGGGGUCUCCGGGGCCGUAUUCACAAAGCUUCCUACAACAGAGAGUCACUUCUAGUGAUGAAAUUCUAAAAAAUUCUUAAUAUAAUUACGUUAUAUAGUUAAGACUAGAUCCUGGUAAAGAUAAAGGUUAUUCAUAAAGCAUCUUAAAGCAGAAAGACAAAUAGAUCUGAGAAAUUUUCUCUGAAAGCUGGAUUACAGUGAGUUAAUAGCAUGCUCUAGAUUAGUUGGUGGAGGAGUAAUGUUUGUGGUCAAUCUCACCAAACACAAUAACAAGAUAAUGCCAGAAACAAAGCGAUCACAACACUAAGAUAUUAGGCUACUGGAAAAAUGCAGCAGUGCAGCAGAGCGAUCACACAAACAGCUCUUCCACAGUCUCACACUGUGACACAGUUCAUUUUAUUUCCACUGGAUGUCCACACCUUGCAGGCUCACAAAAGGGCCUGUCUGUGACAACCAAUCACAUUUGUUAAACGAUUGCAUCAUACCUAGCAAACCUCCUCUCUAAGAUUAAAGUUUUUGCCCUUUCCUUGUUCAGAGUUCACUCCUAAGCUACAACUCCUUACUAGAAAGUUUAAGGCCAAGUUAGGAGCCUUUUGAAAGGAUUCUCAGAAUAUUUGUUUAUACGGUCCCUGGUGUCUGUUAGAAAGAACUAGAGAGCCAUUCUGAUUGGUUUCGUACUGCGGCAACUGCACAGGGCCAACAUCUCCUGAGUUUACUUGAAUUGUCCUGUAAAACACACUGUAAAUGUUGUUAUUAUUGCGUCAUUGGAUUAUUUCGUUACAAACAACAGUUUAUGUUAGCUAUAAAAGUGGCACAGAUAUGGAUCCAAUUUGAAGCUGCUUUCAAAUAAGGAUAGUCGUCAUGAAUCUUAUUUAUUUUAGAGCAAUGUUGCAUGAAUUUUAAACAGACCAAGAAGCAGCUGCAAAUAGUUUUGUGUGGUUUAUUUUUGUCUGCAUAAUAAUGGGCUGACUUACUGGUAUACCAGCUCACUUUGCAUCUGAGGAAGUCGGAAAUCCCCGCAGGUUUUUAUUUGCAAAAAGAGGCUCAGUAAACCAAGUCAUUCCAGUCAUGACAAAUAACUGAUGUAAAAGACUAAAACAUUUAGCAGAACUGUAUUUGGCUUUCAGAUUAAAGGGGUGCAUCCCUGGGCCUUUUCCCCUGUGUUCUUCCUUCAAGUCACCACCACAAAGAGACAAGGGCUGUAGAGAAAAUGAAGUAAAGUAGAGGCCGCUCAGAACAGUGGAUUUGCUAUGAAGGAGCCCUGACAUAACUGACACCAAUUAAAACACUCUGCUUAUGAAGAAGAUUAGAGAAGUAACUAUCUGCUGUAGUAAAAUAGAUGAUGUAUUGUGUAUAGAAUAUGUGGCUAGCUUUUGCGAUGGCCUUCCUGACAACACAACAGUGCUGCAGUGUUUUCCGACACAAACAACAAAGGACCAAACAGAAUGUGAACAUGUUCUGAGUUCAGUGCACAAUAAGAAACACACGCACAACUUCAAGUUUUAUACUCAAAGGUAUGAUGUCAGAUGUGUUUUUAAUGUCAAAUAUUACAGUGUGCAUCACAGCUGACAGGACAGCACCAUCUUGUGGGGUUUCUACAGUAGUAAGAGAGAGGACAGGAGAAGCACAACAGAGUUCACUUCUAUUUUUAACAGAAAACAAUGCUAAUUUAUUUUAGAUCCGUUUGUUUUAUGUCUGUUGUAAAAAAAAAAUCUAUUUUUUGUAGCUUUUCAUUUAUAACACAAAGCAUACUUUUUUUUUUUUUUUAACUUAAGUGUGAAUUAAUAUUGCCAACAUUUACCUUUUCAAAAUAGAUGCAAAAUGUGUAUUUUCACUUUACUUCCACUUGGUUGUGUCCGAGGUCUUAAACCCUGUCUACACUGUUCAUUGACGGUCAUCUGAAAAGCAUCUAAGAUCUGGCAUUUAAAAUCUAAAUUUUAAGCAAUUCCACCGCCUUUCAAGUGGGACAUUAUCAUCUUUACCCACAACAAGCUUCAUGCCAGCUAACUUUUUUUUAUGUGCUGAAAACUAUAAAACAACAUUAACCUAUAGCAGCUGCACGUAAAUAUUUAUUUGGUUCUCUUUUCAAAUCUUUGAAACUAUUUCAUUGGUGAAACUUUUGUUAUGUUGAUGCAUUCUUGUAUUUUCUGGUUCUUAGCAAAUUAAGAGCUAACAGUUUGUUAUCUUCCUUUCUUUAUCUUUCUUUAAUUUUUUUAUAACAACUUUUUUUAAGCACUUAAGUCUUGAGAUGUUGUUGUAUAAUUUAUUUGUGUUUUGAAGUUAGGCUUCUUAUCAAUAUCUGAAUAAAUUAUUAAAGGGUUAAUAACAUUUAGUUCUCUGGUCUGAAAAGUUCAACCUCUGUGAUACAGCCGGUAAGACAUUAUAUGACAUGUUUAUUUUUUAAUUUUUUUAUUGCAUUUAAAAUAAUGUCUCUUCAGUCUCAUAUUUGGUCAACCAUGUUUAAUGUUGUGUCCAUCAUGUUUUCAACAUUUCUCUAUAUGACCAAAAUUAAUUUUACAAGUGAAAUCAGGAGAGGAUAUGUUUUGUGAUAUUGUAAAUGCUGCUGAGACAAUUCAUGAAUUAAACUUACUGAAUUGCAUUGGCAGUUUUACAUUGCCACAUAAAUCAGUUUCUGAAUUGCAUAAUUUUUUUAUGGUUGUGGAUGACAGCUUGUAAUCCAUAGUGUGACUGUGAGUUAUCUGACACAUGUCACCUGAUGGCAGAUGUCAUACUAAUAUCUACAAAAACAAAGAAUGCCUCAUUUGUGAAUUUCCCAGACAGCUAAAGUGGCACUGAAAGGAAAAGGCUGGAGUUAGUACAUGUUUUUCUCAUUGUCAACAAAUCCCACGAAGAGAAAAACAGCAAUGUGUUAGUCUGUCUCUUAAAACUUUAUGACCUGGUUUGUGGCACCCAGCCACAAACCCAUUGGUUACUACAGAGAUACAAGACAAAAAUUAAAAGAACAUGUCAUAAAUAUAUACUUAUGAAAAAUCUAAAACAGCUUUUCACUGUAAAUUUUAGCAAGCAAACAGGAGGAAAUAGCGUAUUUGUUGGGGACUAUUUUUAGCAGCGGAUUAAUUCACACUUGGUGCUCUGAGUAUUCUGAGGCAGCAGGACGGUGUAUGUGGGAUUGAGUCAAAAUAGACUACACAGUGUGUGUGUCCAUGGUAACUUGGGAAUAUGUCACCGGGUGCUACAUUGUGACUGCCCCCGAUGUGCUUUUAAUAGUUUAUGAACAACAAUACAGCUCUGUAGCACAGGAGAAGAUGUAUUUCAGGCUCCAAUAAACACACAAAUACCUGUUAGUUGAUGUUAAACACAGUAUGUUUGGUUAUUAAGAUGGCAUUUGUUGACGAAAAAAAGGAAACUAUCAUCAGCCUUAUUCUUUAAUCCUGGAUUGUAAUGAUCCAAAACCACAGUGGAGAUAUAACUGUGCAGGUUGUUGCACCAAAUGUAUUCUGUUGUUUAUGAAUGUAAAUGUUCCAUUUCAUUUAUCUGUGAACCUUGGAUUUAAGUUUUUUUUUUUUGCGGAAAUUCAUGACAAGUCUUGUCUGCAGUCAUAAAUACUGGAAUCACAUUAUAUGCAGAUGACAUUACGUUGUACAUGUCUGUUAGAAUCAAAAGGCACUGAGUCAAAUCACAACGAUAAAAAGCAUUCUACUCAA
Messenger RNA from Plectropomus leopardus (leopard coralgrouper), 6207 nucleotides. It is a transcript of the gene flvcr1, whose product is annotated as FLVCR choline and heme transporter 1. Gene Ontology annotation, biological process: erythrocyte differentiation; mitochondrial transport; heme export. Gene Ontology annotation, molecular function: heme transmembrane transporter activity; heme binding. NCBI's taxonomy places the organism in Eukaryota, Metazoa, Chordata, Actinopteri, Perciformes, Serranidae. The record is from RefSeq and is a predicted model, not a curated record. Gene Ontology annotation, cellular component: mitochondrion; membrane.